UGGUUAGUUGUCAACUGGACGGCGAAGUGGGCGCUUGUUGAAAGUGGCUCUGCAACUCUGUCCGCGUGCUUUUAAUAUUUAUGUGUAUUUUACAAUAUUCUAACAGAAAACCUUAUUGUUUUCAUAUCUGUCAAGAUUAAAGGCGUUUUGCAAUUACAAUCUGCGUUUAUUGUAGGCGAAAUUUUGCGUAUAAAGUGUGUUUACAAAUAUCGGCCGUCGAUUAAAAUUUUAAAUAAUGUGUUAGUACAAUAAUUUCUGCGAUAUAAACUGUCGAUAAAGAUGGGUUCCCCUCAAAAGGAUAUCGAGUUGAGUCCGGUGAAGCCGGAAGCUCACGCGAGCACUGCGGCGGAGAAGUUAAACGUGCCGGUGAACGAUGAAGAAGAUGUUAUUAUUGGAAGGUUUAGGAAGAUAAGUUCGGCCAAGUCCAUGGCAGCGACGAACGGGAACAUUCAGUACCCUACUGCUACUGACUUGCCGGCGCGGAGUGACGACGUGGAGGCAGGGUUACAGUUCAGGACGCGGGAGCCGGGUGAGAAAGAUCGCUUGCUGCCUGAAGGAGUGUCCAACGGGUCGGUCACGAUCCAGUCUCGCUCACCCGUCACUAAGAGCAGCUUCCGUGAUAUGGAGAAACCAUCUAGAUUCAAGGAUCAGCCGUCUGCCACCAGAUUUCAGAUGGAGGACCAUGAAGAUGAACAGGAACACAAGGACUCUGACGGUAUGGACAGCGACGACCCCCUCACAUGUACUGACACUAAGUACGGCAAGAGUUUCAGGCACUUCACUCGAGAAGCUUUGCCAAGGCUGGACAACUAUAGAAAUGUGUUGUCGCUCCAUGCAGCGCCCCGACCCACAUUAGAUGAACUCCACAAUGCUUCUUUAUCAAGAAAGCCUCAAGCAAUAGAGAAGGACUUGGCAACACCAGCGCUGACGUCAUCGAACAUAAAGUUCGGCUGGAUCAAGGGCGUGCUGAUGCGAUGUCUCCUCAACAUAUGGGGGGUUAUGCUGUUCCUGCGGCUGUCCUGGGUCGUGGGACAGGCGGGCGUGGCGCAGUCAAUGCUCCUGAUCCUCACUACGUCUGUGGUCACCACCAUCACGGCGCUCUCCAUGUCCGCCAUCAGCACCAAUGGGGUUAUCAAAGGAGGUGGAACAUACUACAUGAUAUCCCGAUCCCUGGGCCCUGAGUUCGGCGGCUCCAUAGGCUUGAUAUUCUCCAUGGCGAACGCCGUGGCAUGUGCUAUGUAUGUCGUGGGCUUCGGCGAGUCGCUCAUCACGCUUAUACCGGAGUCCGCUUAUAUGGUUGAUAAAGGAUGGGACCAAGCGAUCUACGGCUGUAUAACAAUAGUCCUACUAACGGGUAUUGUAAUGGUCGGCAUGGAAUGGGAGGCGAAAGCUCAAAUAGUCCUACUGGUGAUCCUACUGGCGGCCAUUGCAGACUUCUGUAUAGGGUCCAUUAUAGGACCUAAGAGCGAUCUGGAGUUGGCGCAGGGAUUUGUGGGGUAUAAUUGGACAGUGUUACAGAGUAACAUAGGUCCAGACUACAGGUUCUUUGAAGGCGUGGAGCAUAACUUCUUCUCCGUGUUCGCGAUAUUCUUCCCCGCCGCCACAGGAAUAUUGGCUGGCGCUAAUAUUUCCGGUGAUCUGAAGGACCCUCAAAAAUCAAUUCCCAAAGGCACCCUCCUAGCUAUCCUGCUAACCACCAUCUCGUACCUGGUGAUAGCCCUGCUCGCGGGCUGGACGGUGCUGCGCGACGCGUCGGGGGACGUGGCGGACAUAGCGUCGUGGACGAUGGCCGACUGUGCUGUCAACCGUACCUGUGCUUACGGCCUGCAGAAUAGUAAUGAUGUAAUAAGGCUGGUGUCAGGCUUCGGUCCGCUGAUCUACGGCGGUUGUUUCGCGGCUACUCUGUCAUCUGCGCUCGCGUCUCUAGUCUCUGCGCCUAAAGUAUUUCAGGCGCUAUGUCAAGACAAGUUGUACCCGUACUUGGAAUUCUUCGCAAAGGGGUAUGGACAGAAUAACGAGCCGGUUCGAGGAUACGUGCUUACCUUCGUCAUCGCUGUCGCCUUCAUACUUAUGGGUGGUCUGAACCAGAUCGCGCCGCUAAUCUCGAACUUCUUCCUCGCUGCCUAUGCGCUCAUCAACUUUUCCACGUUCCACGCCAGUCUAGCCAAGCCUGUAGGCUGGAGGCCUACUUUUAGGCUGUACAACAUGUGGCUGUCGCUGGUGGGGUCGAUCCUGUGCGUGGCGAUAAUGUUCGUGAUCUCGUGGAUCACUGCGCUCGUCACCUUCGCCUUCCUGCUCACGCUGUAUCUGCUGGUGUCUUAUAGGAAGCCUGACGUGAACUGGGGCUCGACGACGCAGGCGCAGACGUACAAGGCGGCGCUUAGCGGCGUCUACCACCUCAACGCCGUCACCGAACAUGUCAAGAACUACAGGCCUCAGAUCCUGGUGCUGACGGGCUUCCCUGGCGAGCGGCCCAUCCUCACGGACUUCACGUACCUGCUCACCAAGGGACACUCGCUCAUGCUGUGCGGACAUAUUAUGCAGGGUCAAGUGAGUCACCGCGGCCGCGAGGCGCUGUGCAGCCGCGCCUACCAGUGGUUCACGCGACGGAAGAUCAAGGCCUUCUACUCCAUCGUCGACGACGUCGGCUUCAAAGAUGGUGCCAGUGCUCUCGUACAGGCUAGUGGUAUCGGCAAGUUGAAGCCAAACAUUCUACUGAUGGGAUUCAAAGAGAACUGGCAAACGAGCGAACGAAACGAAAUUGUCGACUAUGUUGAAGUUAUGCACAAAGCGCUAGACGUACACAUGGCGAUAGCACUGCUCCGUGUGGAAGGCGGGCAGUAUUCAUCCGACGCGCUGGACGACGACCUGCAGGCGUACCUCUCCGAUGUCAACCUUAAGGACCUCUCUGCUUUCUCACGUUCCAUGGGCGAUAACAAGGAAUCUAAGUCCACUGAGAGCCUCAACACGCAUUCUAGAGGUAGCAGUAUGUCAGACGUGUCACUGGGGUCGCCGGACCUGAGACGCGCCGUGUCUGCGGACCCCGGCGCCAGCAAGGAAAAUGGGCCGAAAACUGAUGAUAAAGAGAGCCAAAGCAAAGGGCUGGGAAACGUGGUCGGUCGCGCGUUAGGCACGACUCGCACGCGUCGCACGUCGUCCUUCACUUCAGUGGAACAGUUCACCAAGAGGCAGGCCGGCACCGUGGAUGUGUGGUGGCUAUAUGAUGAUGGAGGUCUAACGUUACUCCUGCCGUACAUAUUAUCGACUCGGCGGGCGUGGUCGUCCUGCCCACUGCGGGUGUUCACUCUAGCCAAUAAGAACACAGAACUCGAGAUUGAGGAGCGAAACAUGGCAUCCUUACUAUCAAAGUUCCGGAUAGACUACUCCGCAUUGAAGAUGGUGGCGGACAUCACGCGGCGGCCGAAGGACUCCACGCUCGCAUACUUCGACAAGCUCGUCGCGCCCUUCAAGUGUGCCGAUGAUGAUAAUUCCGGCAUAACAGAAGCGGAUCUCCUCGCCGCUCAGGACCGCACGCACCGGCACCUGCGGCUCCGCGAGCUGAUCGCGUCCCACUCAUGUUCCGCGCGGCUGGUGUGCGUGACGCUGCCCAUGCCGCGGCGCCGCGCGGUGGUGCCGCCCGCGCUGUACCUCGCCUGGCUGCACGCCAUCGCCACGGCCGCCGACCGGACCCUGCUGGUGAGGGGCAACCAUGCUGCUGUACUCACCUUCUAUUCUUAGGAACAUAGAACUUUUGUGUAGGUCGUUUCAGUUUGCACAGUUUUUGAGCAAGAAGUAAAGAAGUUUUCUUAAUAGUUUAAAAAGAGAUAUCUUGCUUUUUCUACUCUUAAUUACAAGGAUAUUUGAAAAGAAGUGUCAGUAUUUUACACACGCUAUUGAGGAGAUGUUUGAAGGGUAUUUCAGACAUCUUAGCGCAGAUUUUGCGCAAAGACUCGUUGUAGAAAAGAUAACAAUUUAGUCCUUACAACCAUUACAUUACAUCCCUCGUAAUACUUUUUUUUUUAAACAGUAUAUUCUUGCAAACUGAACUGUAUAAUAUUUGUAGCUAUAUAUAAAUAUAGCUAGCCAUAGCAGUUUGCGUAAACAUAUCUUUAGAGAACAAAUCAUUUUUGCUAUUAGGAUAUUACUUUUCCCAUAAUCAUAAUAAUCGUUACGCAUAAUACUCACUUCGGUUUUAGAGUAUUUUAAACACUAACCCUUAUGUGCGAGUGAUCGUAUCUUCUAAGAUAUUUGCUCUCCAAGUACCUAAAUGUAAAAUUUUACCAGUACAAGUCUAACCAAAUAUUUGUAAUAUUUACAUGAUGUAUGAAAUGCAAGUUUUAUUUAGGUUUAACUUAGAUGAAUUUACCAGUGUGUUUAGAAUAUUAUUUUAGUAUUUUUAAUAUCUAAUCAUUCCAUUAUGUCGUGGCCUCAAUUUAUUUAUGUAUAUUUGACCAAUUUUAAAGGCAUGCCUAAGUCUAGUUAAAAAAUAAUAUGCUCCGAUUCUAUCCUUUGUCAUCAUCAUAGUCCUAGCCUUUUUCCAAACUGUGUUGGGGUCAACUUCCAGUCUUACCGGACUCAGCCCACCAGUGUUUUACAAGGAGCACCGCGUAUCUGACCUAGCCCAGUUACCCGGGCAACAUAAUACCCUUUAGUUAAGACUGGUUACCAGAUUAUAUUCUCUGUCAAUCGGUUUUAAAUUGAAUUUAUAUUCCUGUAUUUUUUCAAACAACCGAAUAAAACUCGGGGCAUACAUUUUGUAAUAGUUUCGAAAUCAAAUUGAGGUUACGAUCGAGUAUGUAAUACUAAUGAAAGUACAAAUAGACAUGACGUGUGCUGUUUUAUUAUUAUUUAACUCUGUGUGUUGUUUCUUUAAUCAAUUUAUUUAUUUAUUUAUAUUGAUAAAUCUGUACAUUGAUGAUCUGAUCUUGAGAUCUUGGAGUUCUUGGAACAAUUAAGCUUUUAUUACAACUGACAACUGGGAACAUACCAUGGGCUCAUAGCAAAUGGGGCUUAUUCAAUAUGUGAAGUUUUCACACAUUAUCCUUUCUAAAUAAUGUAUGAAAAUGAGCCCAUGGUGCCCUAGGAAUAGUUUAUAGUAGGUUAGUAUACUUAUCUAGGUAAAAACUAAUCUCUUUUAAUUCGAAUACUACGGAUCUGGCAACACAGCCCAGUGGCUCUAUUUAUAAAUUCUGAACAAUGUUGCCUUAUGAAAUAAUUAUUGGCAGACUAAAAUACAUAUUUUUAUCGAAUAUUUUGCUAUCGGUGUACAAUUUUAUAUACAUUAUAUUUUCUUGUAUUAGUGAUUUGUGAGCCUCUUUAUAGAUUUUGAAUGAAGUAUUUAUUAUAGGAGAAUUGGAUAAGAGCCUUAUUCGGCCUAAUGUAUUUUUGCUAAAAGAAUGUAAUACUUUAGAGGAAUUUAUCCUGAAUUUGACAAAUGUGGGGAUUUUCGGGGUUGACAUUAUUAUAACCACGAAUUGUGUAAGGACUGGCGCAGAUUAAGUUUAGAUCCUAAUAUUUUGCGCAUAUAUUUUUUUAAGAUGUAAAUAGUUAUUGGUAGUUAUUGAAAAAUAAUUUGACCCCAAAAUACAAUUUACAUUGUUAUAACAGUUUGCGCCAAUCCUAAAUAUUUUUUCUAACAGUAAGAUAAUUUACAGUGAAAUCAAAGUUACCAAUGUGUGUAUGUUUUUUUGAAAUCAGUGUGCGUACAUUUUACAAAAUUAUUUGCUGUGUGUUAAUUAUUUGUAUUAACUUAUUAACAGUUGUAUUUUAUUUUUGUGUGUAUAUGUGACAUUAUGUUUUAUUUAUACAUUGAUUUUCUUAGACCUUUUUAUUCUUAUUAGUAUUUUAGCGAUAUUUGACCCAACCUCGUAAUUUAUUUUAUCGUUUAACGUAUUAUUGUACAAAUAGUGAAAACAAAAUGAAUUGUGAUUAAAUGAGUUGAUGAUGAUA
Helicoverpa zea (corn earworm) is the source of this 5949-nucleotide messenger RNA. It is a transcript of the gene Ncc69, whose product is annotated as bumetanide-sensitive sodium-(potassium)-chloride cotransporter. The transcript is spliced from 25 exons. Lineage: Eukaryota; Metazoa; Arthropoda; Insecta; Lepidoptera; Noctuidae. Gene Ontology annotation, molecular function: sodium:potassium:chloride symporter activity. Gene Ontology annotation, cellular component: membrane. Bases 280 to 3738 code for a protein of 1152 amino acids. Gene Ontology annotation, biological process: chloride transmembrane transport; chloride ion homeostasis; cell volume homeostasis. The record is from RefSeq and is a predicted model, not a curated record.